CACCAAUCAUGGCAAAUUGGAUCUCCAAACUCAGCCGCCAAGAGCAUCCUCCAAUAGGUACGACCACCGCCACUCUCUGUCUUCCUUUCUUCCUUCUCCGAUUAAACGAAUCAAAGCCAUCUUGAUAUUAUCAAAGGAAAGAUGGCUUUGUGAUCAAAACCCCUUAUCUACUCUUAUCAUCUACCACCAAGAUUCCACCUCUCAAUCAACCUCAAAUCCCCCUUCAGUUGAACCUAAUCCCUACAUGCACAGAGAUCUCACCUUCUGUAGCCAACCUCAAAUCCCACCUUCAAUUGAACCUUAUCCUCACCAUGAUCGAUCCACAGCAAACCUUCCAACCUCAUGACCUUCUUGUUUUUGGGAUUUACCGAAUCAAAGAAGUUCGGGGCAGACCCAUCACCUUCUUGUUCGCGUGUCUGAUUGCGUGUUCGUUGAGGAUACGAACGUGUCGACAUAGUGUCCAAACUUGAAUAUGCGUGUCGGGGCGUAUCAGAGCGUGUCCCAACGUGUCUGUGUUCGUGCUCGUGUCCGACACGCGAUACGCGGACAACCAAGAGUCCGUGCUACAUAGGUUCUCUUUCUUCUUGCUCCACCCGGCAAGUUAAAAAUCCGUAAGAUUCGUAGAUAAACUAGAUUUUUUUUGCAGAAAACUGGAACAAAAUAAUUAAUUUUCUUCAAGAUACUCAGGAGACCAGGAUAUGAACUGCUUAUCAAAAAUUUCAUAUUGAAGCUGAUGCGAUGACCAACUAAUGAAAUACAUUUAAGUCUGUAUUCUUCAGAAUAAUCAAACCAAACCCCUUCUGCCCUUUAGUCUUAUUAAUUAACAUGCUAUAUAUGUUAUUCAUGUAGUAAGGCAUGGGUGCUUUGGAUUGAAGCCUGAAGAGCAGAAAAUUCACCCGGUUCAUAACAUCCAUAUCUUCAUCGGUUCUUCCCCAAAUUGUGAAAUCGCGAAAUUGAAGAACCUAGGGUUCCCAAAAUCAACAAAUCUAGGGUUUCUGAAUCAUGGCGGUGGCAACAAUCGGAGCGGCGUCGCUCGCUCCGGUCUUCCAAUUCCUCUGCGAUCAAGUCAACCAAUCGAUGCAGAAGGACGCAAAGUUCAAAACUAUCCUAGGGUUUCUCCAGUCGACGCUCGUUUCCUUCAGAGCACGAAUCAUCGAGCCGGUCCAAGAAGGCCGCCAUGUCAUGUACAAGCAAAACGAGCGGAUCGAGGCCGUCGUCGUCGAAUUGCAGAACGGAGCGAAGCUGGUGGCGAAGCUCCGGUCAUGGAGGUCUCUGUGUCUGGAAGGUUACGCGGCGAAGCUUCUGGACUUGGAUAGGAAGCUGAGAGACCUGCUGGAGUGGACUUGGAUUGAGGAGAUUGGGGUUGUGCGGCGGCAGAACAGCGAGGUCAACCGCCUGCAGGAAGCCUUUUUUGAUUCUUACAAGAAGGUGCUGGAUGCCGUCACGGUGAAGUUGGUAACUGCGGCGGAGGCGGAGGAGGUGAAGGAGGGGAGGAAGUGUACUAGUGAGGAGGUGGAGGAGGAGAGCAAGUGUACUAAUGAGGAGGGGGAGGCUGCGCUUUUCGUGUUUCGGAGGCUGUUUGAGGCGGUGAGCGAGGCCGGGGAGAAGAACAGGAGGCGGUGGAUGUUUAGGUUCUUGAUUUCCGAUAUACAGAGCACAAUGUACUCGUUGCAGCCGUUUUUGGAGGAGAUGGCGGCGAGUAAUAGGAUGUUGGCCCGGCCGAAGGAGGAGCUGAGGAGCUUGGUGGUGGAGAUGAUGGAGGGGAUGAGCGUAGUGAGGAGGAGCCACGAGGUUGCGAAGAAGUGGGAGGGGUAUAGUAAGAGAAAAGAUGAGUGUAUUGGUGGGCUGUUGGGGCUGAAUCAGUGUCUGCAGAGAUAUGUGUAUGUUCUGAGAUCGCAGACGUCCAAGAAUGCGAGUCGGGCAUUGGAUAAUGCGAGGCAAAUGGAGCAGGCGGUGAAUGAGAUUGUGAGCAGUGUGGGACUGCUUGCUCCAGCAGGAGUUUCUGGGAUAACUUGAUCAAUAUCGAGAAUUAAGGUGACUAUGGACCCUGUGUUUGUUUGCCUUAGUGCCUUGUGAAUGCUCAUCCUGAAAUUGUAAAUGUACUGACAUGGUUUCUGUAUAUACUAUAUACAUAUCAUCAGACAUCAGUUAUUGCUUA
Molecule: messenger RNA, 2158 nt
Organism: Argentina anserina (silverweed cinquefoil)
Lineage: Eukaryota; Viridiplantae; Streptophyta; Magnoliopsida; Rosales; Rosaceae
Exons: 2
Coding region: 1003-2016 (337 amino acids)
Source: RefSeq, a predicted model, not a curated record